Molecule: messenger RNA, 1710 nt
Organism: Papilio machaon (common yellow swallowtail)
Lineage: Eukaryota; Metazoa; Arthropoda; Insecta; Lepidoptera; Papilionidae
Product: actin cytoskeleton-regulatory complex protein PAN1-like
Exons: 1
Coding region: 1-1710 (569 amino acids)
Source: RefSeq, a predicted model, not a curated record
AUGGACAUGGCAAGCUUCAAAAACUCAUUACCCCAGGAGGGUACCGCUGGCAACGCCAGCGGAGAAUCCCUCCCAGAGGUCACUCUGACCUCUGGCCGGCCCUCGUAUUCUGGGGGGGCCAAAGACUGCCAACCAACGACCUCGGCGAUAACAACUGACAACGAAGCAAACGAUUUGGAACUGACGACGCCUGGAAGAGCAGAGGAAGGCGGGGAGAGCGACGUGGAGGUGGUCUCUAUGUCGGAGUCUUCCUCCGACUCAGACAGUACUCUGGACGGGAGGAAGGCGAGCGCGAGCACGGCGCGGAAAAAGAUCAGCGGAUCCGCGGCCCCAAAAAUCGCCCUCAAGUUCCCAAUUGGGACAGAGAGCAAGGGGAAGAAUAGGGCGCUAAAAGAAGCGGAAGCAGCGGGCCCGGUCAAAAAAGUGUCGACAGCGACAAGAGGCCGUACCAGACGACCGGGGGCCCAAAGCAGUUUCCUGCAGGAGGCGAAAGCCUACUUAGCGGAGGGGGAGGAGAGUCGAGCAGCUGGCUCGGACCCCCCCCCCUACCAGCCUCCAUGCCUGCCCAGGGACUUGUCGGAGCCCAGGGCUGCGCAACCGGAGGCUGCCACCAUAGAGGCAUUGGCUGCGAAGGCCCUCCUGAAUGUUUCCACAAUUCAGGGGGAGGUUAAGAAGAGCGGAAACCUAAAGGGAACAGUGCGGGGCCAGAUUAACAGGGCCACCCAACAGGUGAUAGAAGCGGUGGAGGAGCUCCGAGCGAUCACCCCCGAGGAGGAGCAACGCCGGCUCCGCGCGGAGAAUGCCAGACUAGCUAGAGAGCUGGAGCUGAUCCGCGCGGAGCUGCGUGCUUUCAAAGAAGCGCACUCGGAGUCGCAAAAGCGGUCAGAAGCGACUCCGAGGGAGGCUCCUCAGGCCCAGGAGGGGGUGGAGGCGAUUCUCAGGGGCGCUCUCGAAGAGAUGAGGCGCGAACUCCUAGAGUCAGUAGGCGGGAUGGUGAACGCCCGCCUACAAGACCUGGAGACGCGCCUCCCCCCUGAGCCGGUGGUCAGACCACCGCUCCAGGCGGACAAACAACAUCCGCCGCCGCCGCGCCCUGUAGUCAGGCCCAACCUGGCGACCAGCGCCCCUAAAAACGUGGAGACACGACCAGCCCAGGCCCCUGUAGCCAAAGCCAGGCCGGUCCCCAAACGGAGGAUCGCCCCUACAGCUGUACCGGCUGCCCCUCCCCCCCCUCCACCUGCUGGCGGAGGAGGGCGCGUAGGGAAAGCCGCGAAGGCUCAAGCCGGAGCCGCUGAACCCGCCCCCCAAACUCCCGGGGGUGAAGUACAGUGGUCUAAGGUAGUCGGCCGCAAGGCAAAAAAGAAGAAAAAGGCUCCGGCCGGGGCCCCGCCUGCUGCGCCAGUUCACCCUAAUGGGACGCAGCGGGUUCCCCCUCCCCCUAAAGCAGUAAAGAUCGUGGCCCCCAAGACGGCGGCCAUAACCGUCACCCUUAAACCGGGGGCCACGAUCACGACAGCAGAGGGACAGGUCUCUGAGGCCAAAUAUACUGACGUCUUGGCCAAGGCUAAGGCGUCGAUCUGCCUCAGAGACUUCGGCUUGGAGACGGUCAAAGUGCGGACCAGCAUGACCGGCUCCAAGCUGAUGGAAGUGGGGGGGAACACCCCAGAAGAGACGGCCGAAUUCAAUAGCUGUAAUUAUAAAAUCGGAUAA